Messenger RNA from Cotesia glomerata, 1127 nucleotides. RefSeq names its product transcription initiation protein SPT3 homolog (gene Spt3). Lineage: Eukaryota; Metazoa; Arthropoda; Insecta; Hymenoptera; Braconidae. The record is from RefSeq and is a predicted model, not a curated record. Bases 164 to 1087 code for a protein of 307 amino acids. Gene Ontology annotation, molecular function: protein heterodimerization activity; transcription coactivator activity. Gene Ontology annotation, biological process: transcription by RNA polymerase II. The transcript has 4 exons.
AAAAUAUUUCCGUUUGUUUUCAAAUAAAACGUCUAGGUUAGCAUGUGGACAUAUAUAUCUGUUAUAAACUUUUGCAAGUUAAAAAUAUUUUAUUAAAACUAGAAAAUAACAACAUUGAUUUUUUGAGAAAAUAAGUUGAAGAAAAAAAAUAAAUAAAUUAACAAUGACUGAAACAUUAAAUGCAGCUAACACAAAUGAAUUCAAGAGUGAUUCUGUUAACUUUAUACCAGAAAUACGUAAAAUGAUGUACGGCUUUGGAGACUGCUCGGAACCUCUUGUAGAAUCAGCAAAAAUAAUUAACAGCGUAGUUCAUCGUGAGAUAAGAAAUAUUAUUUGUGAGUCGUGUAAAAUAGCUGAUAUGAGAGAUUCUCAAAUAGUUGAAGAUAAAGAUUUGCUGUUCUUACUCCGUCAUGACAAGAUUCAACUCCAACGACUGAUUAAGUAUCUUGAUCUGAAAGAGUUUAAAUCGUCCAUAAACAAAGUUCUGGAAGCUGAAUCUGUUGACGGCUGUCCUGGCAUUGAUGAGACUAAGAAAAAAAGUUCUCAUCAUAAAUUCAUUGAAUCUAUUGAUAAUAUUGGAGAUUUAACUGACACUAGUGACACAAUGGACGUCGUGAAACUCAAUCGUGAGCUUCGAGCUGAGUUAGCGAGCCGAAAAUUGAAUACCGUACAAUAUUUUGAGUACACUAAAGCAAGGUCUGCGUCAUUUGCUAAUAAAUUCUCUCCUAAAUUUAUCACCUGGCUCGCUAGCGAAGAUAUUAAAAUGUCCAAGACUGUUUACACCAUACUAAGCUAUUUGGCGUACGAAACAGUGGCACAAAUAGUAGAUCUAGCUCUUUUAGUGCGUCAGGAUCAAAAUAAAAUUUAUGGAGAUAGUUUAGAUAGAGUAAAACUUAACUAUUGCAAUCCUACGACUUAUAAACCUUAUCACCAUGGCAGAAGUCCAGGAAUAAAUCCAAUUUCUCCAGCAGAAAUAAACGAAGCUUUAAGACGUUAUUGGUCUCCACAAUUAGAUCGCGCUGGACCUUUUCAACGUCGCUCGUUACAUCGACAGGAUCGUAAGUUUUUAUCAUUCCAAACAGGCUGAAUAUAAAUUUUGUUUCAAUAAAUUAUUAUUAAAAUAGUAA